ACGCAAUCGGUUGAUCCUCACCCGUGAUCUGAACACAAUCACUCAUUCAAAACCGGCAAAUGUGAGGAGCCAUGGGAACUUUUCGAGUCACAAUUGUGGAUAAGGUCUCUUGUGCACCGACCGUGUGACGGCACUGAUGUAUCCCUUUCCGCAUACCUGAAUCUACCCAAUCUGACAGUAAAGCCGCAGCAAAACUUUCAUCUUUCGCACUUUAUCAGCACCAGUGAUUUUUUCGUUCGGUGCACCUGAACAACAAUGCCGCACAGACCACUGUCUUACAGAAACACCGGGUAGUGAGAUAACCGACCCAGAGGAGUCAUGUCGAGCUAUCGUAAUUCAAGCGUCAGAACACGUGAUAGUGGACCUACUUAUACGAACGGUCUUCAGUUUGGGCGCGCCUACGGAAGCACCUCAAGCACUCCAGCAUCUCCCCAUAUUUCUGGUACUGCUCUGAAGCCCAUUAGAUCGCCCUCAUCCUACUCCCAGUUUGGAGUAAGCUAUGGGUUGGGUGGGUCGAGUGGACUGCGACAUUCUGGAACCUCUGGUGAUGUAAAGAAUAUAAAUGAUAGCGACCGUAGCAUACAUUCUCGUCGCCCCAGUAUUGAUCGAACGUCUGCUGGGUACACAGAUUACACAUCUCCCUUUUCCAGUUUCUCCAGCGGACGGUAUUCUACCAGCACCCUCUCAUCAAGAGACUCUAGUUCUGGAGUAGGAAGUAACUUUAACAAAACGGGAGGCGUUUAUUCACGCUCUCUAAGUCAGAACGUCGUUCAGGAAGAGGAAGCGGAACCUUGUGAGUCAGCUAGCAAAACUUCAGAGGGCUAUGUGCUUGUAACGAGCAGGUCAUGUUCGACUGAGGAAGAUUCUGGUUUUCGCAACAAAAUCUCAGGGAUUUCUUCGACCAAAACAGAAAAAAUGCAAAGAAACUCCCAUAAGCUACCCGUAGUGGCAAACAGUACUCAAACAGCGGAUGACAUUCUGUUACCUUCUGCCAAAAAUUCUGGUAGCACAACGUCAGCUGGUCCAAAGCUGUCCACUCCAAGGAGAUUGAACAUUGGUGGACGCUAUUUGACCCAACUUCAGAAACAAGAAUCAGAUCCACAGAGCCCAAAACCUGGGAAGGGAGGAUGGCGAGAAUCCGUCUAUGGGAUAGAUUAUUCUAGUAAAUCUAGAGCCCAAACGCAGCCACCGCAGUCACCACAACCUGCUCAGAAUCUCUCAUCGACCGAGCAACGAAAACUUGAGCGAAAUCGGAAGUUAGAAGAAGAAUGGAAGAACCAAAUACAGCUGGAGAUUGAACGUGAGAGCCGCAGGGUUCGUCAGCUUGAACGAAAAGCUAGAUGGGAAAAAGAUGAGAUGAAAAAUAAAGAAAUAGAGGAAGAAAUACAGCGGCGAAAACAAAUAGCCGCUGAGUUGCGGGAGCAGGAGGCGAACUUGCGCAACGCGGAGGAACAACGCAAACGUGAGCUGCCGAGUAACUUAGUGAGUGCAAACACUCAGUCACAGGAUCCAAUACAGAAAGUAAACGCUUGGAAACGCCAAAAUGCUCUACAGGAUGCCGAUCCACCGUCUGCCGGGGAAAUGGGUGGUUCACAACUCUGGGAUGUUGAAGAACAGGCCUGUGAACCAGCUGUUGUGCAGCUAAGAGAGAAACAUACGCAUCAUCAUCCCCAGCUGAGAAAAUCGGAGGUCUCACGAUACUCUAGGGACUCAGAAGCAACCAUUCGCCAAGAUACAUUGACUUCGGAGCAAAAAAUCAAUGGCACAGUCCCAAAUUUGGCGUCCAGGAGACGCAGCUCUAUAAAUACAGCUGGUAGUAUCUCUUACGCUAUGCAACACACAGACAUAGAUGAUCUCCUAAAAGAUAGACCAUCCUCCAGAUCAGAUGCAAGCUCGGUUAAAAAGAAAGAUGUCAGUGGACCUCCGUCUCCACGCCGUGAAUACUACAGAGAUGGAAGUGGGGAUUCCGACGAAGAAGAAGUAAAGCUUGUGUACAAAUCCUGGAAGUCCAAGGAAAUGUUCCAGCGCAUGACUACGGAUGUUCAGAACUUGCUUAUGAAAAGCCACAAACGACCAAUUAAUGUUAGAAUGUUGAUGGAUAUAUGUCGGAACAAAUAUCACGACAGGCGCUUUACGGACGCUGAGGAGAAGAGCUUUCGUGGAUACAAAACUGCCAACGAACUUCUCACAGAAUCAGGCGUGGACGUCAAAAAACUGGAGGAAUCUGCAUUGCAACUCUGUCGGUUUGCCCAAGCACAGUCCGAAUUUGGAGCUUAUUUGGAUUUGGACUCAUCCUUACAAGAACAAUGGGAAGAGCUAGAAAUUUCUCCAGAUCAACCCAAGUUUCUCACAUGGAUUACCGGGGUUUAUUUCCACCUAAGUGCAGUUAGCGGACUGAUUGGUAUGAAGAGACGUUUGAAGGCUCCUAUUCUCCAUAUUUUCACUUCAGAGAAGUUACUCAACUCCACUGGACGUGAAUUGCGAAGAGCACUUUUUUCAUUGAAGCAAAUUUUCCAGGAUGACAAAGAUCUUGUUCCAGAAUUCGUAUCCAACUCUGGACUUGAUUGCCUUAUCAGUGUUGGUUCGAGGUCAGAUCAAAAUCUUCAAAACUACAUUCUACGAGCCUCUACUGGUCGCCCGUGGUCUUAUUUCAUCUCCAUCAUGACGAAUGAUGCCAACGGGACCGAACUGCCUAUCUAUGCAAUGGUUCUGUUGAACAAGACUUUGAAUGCGAUUCCAGACCAAGAUACGUUCUACGACGUAACCGAUUGCUUAGAGGAAAUGGGCAUGCAGCAGAUUGUUCAGAGUAACCUGAGCAAGGAAAACAAUGAUCCAGAGCUGGUCGAGCAAUUCCAUAUAUAUGAGGCGAUGCUUCGUUCUGAAGAUGGAGAGGAAUAUGAUCUAUCGGCACUGCCUGCCGGAAGUAGAGAAUGCAUUCGACAAUCCAAGAGAAUGCCCAGGACCCAGUAUCUGGAAACACCAGAAGGCAUGGCGCUGCUUUCAUCACUCAACCUGCUACCAACAAGCCCCGCGCUAGCAGUGGAGAUGGAUGGGUCAUUGCGACGAAAGUCGAAACGUUAUCAGUCAGUAGAAAGUUUGAAUCUCAGCAAAGGAUUAGGAAAUCAAAAGUUCUUUCAAGGUUCUCGGUGGAGCGCGGUGAUGGAGAAUGGCACUGUUGAUACUCCGAAACCUAACGAUAUUCAAGGAACUCAGUCCCUUGACCUGAUUCCCGAAAGAGCGCGUUCCGUCGAAAUCAUACCGUCCGUGGAGGACUCGUUUUCGAGAAACUCAUUUGGUGAAACAACAACAAAUGGUCCGCAAUUCAGCGAAUUCAAAGAGGAAAUUUCGGCUGCAAGUACCUUGCUUGACAUAUCCGGGAAGCACAACGGUCAUGAGCCUGAAAAUGAGGAUACAGCAGCUAAUGGGCCUCCAAAUGUGUUAAUCAUACGAAGAGAACUGAAAAAUAAUGGAUUCAUGAAGAGUGAAGCUAAAGAACUAUCCCUGAUAAAUGGCAAGCAGUUCCCCUCCGGACAGCUACAGUAUCCUGGAUUUCUUGAAAAUGGCUCUGGAACGGCACAUCAAGACAGAAUGCCACAGGCAUGUCUGUUUGAGGACGGGUCAACGAUUAAAGAUACGGAAUCCACCGCAACCGAGACACUACAGGCAGAGUCGAUGGAUGAUUCCAGUGACGAGCAUCUUGAAACAGUCGAACAAAUGUGCAAGUACUCGCUUCCCAGUCGCGGAGACCAAAUGUUUGCUGAGCGCUCUAAACUUAACGACAACGAACUGGAGAUCGAUGACUCUGCUGACGAUUUGCACGGCAAGGCAGUGACGGUGCCCGAAAACCCACCCGCAGGCUCGCUUCGAAGUAAAAUUGAAGCGCUUGGAAAGGCAAGUCAAAAAGCAACGGAGACAACCGUGGUUAAUGGUCCUACAUCACCUACCGGUGCUGUCAGGGCACUUAAGGAGAAACAUGCAGCUAUUUUUGAAAAGCCGGAAGAGCAAAUUAAACCGGUUGCCCCACGUGAACGGACUGGCAUGAUUUUUUCCGUGAAAGAGCGUUUCGAAAACGGUAAAGCGGGAAGGACUGGAACGGAUCAAGUCUCCUCCCUGCAGGCACGAAAGACUUCUGGAGAUAUCUCCUCCGCCGCUGCAGCUGCUGUACAGCAUGCACAUGUGGACAUAGAUUCCAAUGUGGACGCAUUUUGGGAGCACUGCUCCGAGCGGGUGAAGCGGAAGCCGCUACGACUGCGUGAUCUCGAUUUCACCGAUCUAGAACAGGCGGAGCAAGAAGAGACCGUCCUUCGAAUCGGUGUCCCCGGCCCAACACCAGGCAUUGUUUCUGGAAUCCCGCCUCCCCCUCCUGCGGGUGCCGUUGGAGCUGCGGGUCUACCUCCACCUCCGCCCCCACCUGGACUUGGUCUUCCGCCCCCACCACCACCACCAAAUGUAGCUGGUCCCCAGGCAGGGCCCACUACACCGAUAAAUCUUCCCCCGGCCCCUGGUACCGAACUUCCCAAGUCCAAGAAAACCAUAAAACUACAUUGGACUGAAUGGAAACCGUCGCAAAAGGAUCUGAAAUUGAUUGCGAGUGCAAAACCCCAAGACAAAACGGAUUCCGCUGUGGUCGCCAAAGGAAUAGGAAGCCGGUAUUUCAGCUCUGUUGCAAACCGGACAAAGGAUCCAAAAGAAAAACCGAAGGAUCUGAAAAAGUCAAUCAUAUGGUCCGAACUAGUCCCGAUCAAACUGGAUGCGGAUUAUUUACAAGAAUGUUUCGAAAACAAAUCAGCUGAACUUAAGGUUAAGGCACUUCAAUCCGAGAAAAUCUCCAGCAUCAUCGACUACGAUGGCUCGGUCAUGUGCUACGCAUGCCAAAAGACAGUCUACCGAGAUGAUGAUGAUGGUGAUGAGUGCUAUGCUUAUCAACACAACUUUUGUCCGUUUUGGUAUACCCGCCCCUAUCAGAAACAAGAUGCUGGACUUCGGAAAAUCGAAGUUCUGGAUGUGAAACGCUCAAACGCUAUCAAUAUUGGUAUGAAAGUGCUUCCACCUCCCCGUGCAAUUAGUACGGCAAUUUUGAAAAUGGACCCGUCGAUUAUCAAUCGCGAGGGAAUCGAAAAACUUCUCACCUCCAUGUUGCCAACUCCAGAAGAGUGUGAAGCCAUCUUAAAAGCCAAAGCUGAACAGAAUGGCCUACCCCUCGGUCAGGCAGAACAGUUUCUAAUAACUCUUUCUGAAAUCACGUUUCUGAAACCCCGGCUGGAAUUAUGGUUGUUCAAACUGGACUAUGAAAGCACUGAGAAGGAAGUGGCCGAUCCUUUAGCAGAUCUGAAACAGGGUAUCAAUGAAGUUGUCCAGUGCAAGACUUUGCGUUAUGUGAUAUCCACCCUCCUCUCUAUUGGAAAUUUCCUCAACGGAACCAGUUUCCGUGGUUUUACGUUUGACUACUUGGCUCGGUUGCCCGAGGUGAAGGAUACCAAGAACAAAAACAGCAUGCUUCAUCAUGUCUGUUGUAUCGUCCUGGACCAGUUUCCUGACAGUACCGAUAUACAUUCCGACCUCGGUGCGUUGUGUCGAUGUCAUCGCAUCGAUUGGGAAGAACUACCCGAAAAACUGAGCAAACUGGAACGAGACAGUAAACAAGCUUGGGAACACUAUCGAGUGAUCUUCAAUUCGGAGAAAGAAAAACAAAAGAACGCCAAAUUGUAUGAGUUUGUUACGGAUGCCAUGGAACGAAUUAUCUGCCUUCAGCUGGUCUAUCGAAAGUUGAUGGCUAGAUUUCACCAUCUGCUGGAAUACCUCGGUUAUCCGCCCAGUCGCUCGAUGAACAUGCCUGUGGGACAAUUUUGUCGUACACUGGCUGAGUUCGCUCUGGAAUAUCGAACAACCCGAGAGAAAAUUAUCGAGAGUCGUGAUAAGAAGGCCAAAGCUCGAGAGCGGCGGCGAACAAAUGGCAAACUUAUUAUUGAUGUGGCCGGUUUACGAGGUACGCCGAACAGAACGAUUCAAGCACAGGAUGACGAAGCCCUUAAAGGAAUUCUUUCGCGAAGUGAGCAAGAUUCAGACGCAUCUUCCCUCAUGGGAACACUCAACAGAAGGCGAGGGCAAACACCAGCCCGUCGUCCUGCCAACCGUGGUCCAAGUCCGAAUCCUCUUGGUGAAGCUUCCGAUGCAUCAAUGGAAGCUCUUUAUCCCAAUCAGGAUGCACUUCUGGAUGCAUGCUGGCGAGCUUCCACUGACUCACUUUCAGUCGGGUCUCGAGCAGCCCCUCGUGAACGUCGCAGGCCUGCUGCUCGAGCACGACAUUCGAUUCGUAGGACAAUCACUCAAAAGUUGGCUGAAGAAGAGAUGCGUGCGUUGGAGCGCAUUUGUCAAACGGCAGCCCAGUCAUCCCUAUAAUUUUUCAAUCACCCGUGAGAACCCUCGAGGCCUACAAGCGAUCGGGUUGGGAGCGGUCAAUUUAACCCUGCUCCAUUUCAUCCCAUUUCGGUGACUGUUAUACCAACUUUCGUGAUCGCCGACCAAUGGGUACCAUUGUUCCUGAAAACAAGCUGCAAACCUCACGAUGGAAUAUCUAUUGUACAGUCCUGUGCGCACGUUUGGCACCGUCCUAAUACUCACAACCAAGCACAUACGGACCUGACUGCGGUCACCGCAUGAAACCCAUUUCAGCUGUAAAGAUCUUUUCACUUCUUUUGACAAUGCAUUUAGGUACAACUUUCACGUUCUACUAAAUUGCGCAAUGCCACCUAUAGCUUGAUUGACAGAACUCCUUGAGGGGUCAAGAUUUCCUUUCUGUUUUGUCCAAAGAUUCAAUUUUCCCACCAUCACGGACUCUCGGUAAUAACAUCAAUUGAUAAUCCAUGACUCGCUGUCGGAACAACGAGGAUGUCAACUCGAUUAGAUGCAUCCUGAAGAUUCUGCUCAACAACACUACUUUCUUUUGCUCUUUCAUUUUUGGCUCGUUUUCGUUUUUCCAUCUCACGGUCGUACGUGAUCUAAUGUGAUGAUUCACUUCUGUCGUGUUCAACAGCCACGAAUUUGGUAGAUUGGUUUAAGUGAACUUUGUAGUCACGCAAUACUGUGAUGCAUUGCAUAUAUUUUGUACUAGAACGUGUUGUACACAUGUACCACCACAAGGUGAAAUUUGGUUGUCAGCUACUGGUUUGCUGAGAUCAACUACCCUCUUGGCUGAAGGUUUUAUGCUCAAGAUCACCCGGAAACCACGAUGGCACUACCAAUUAUGUGGUCUUAGUAAUGCUUUCAUGUACGUUUCCAUCUUGUUUGGGCAGCAGGCCAAUAGUGGUGAGAUACACGCGCUGAUCGCGAUGCAAGCACAACGAGCAAGCCCUAAAAACACUUCACCCCUCCUCCAAAUCUUGUUUCGAAUUUUCUAUCACUAUUUUGUCAGCGGUCGCUGGGACACCGACCGUAUCUACUCCCGCAUACCUAUGACAAAACCCCAUGCAUCCCAAACUGUCCAUGGCGAAACCUACCGCAUUCACAUGACUUUCCGGUCACCUUGUUCAGCUGCAGAUUAUCAAGAUUGCCUAUAACUAUACAUACUUACACCAUGCACAUCCACGAGCCUAUGCAUACACCCACAUAAUGAACGUUUGGAC
Messenger RNA from Opisthorchis viverrini, 7622 nucleotides. RefSeq lists its product as hypothetical. Gene Ontology annotation, molecular function: actin filament binding. The coding region runs from base 319 to 6399 and encodes 2026 amino acids. The record is from RefSeq and is a predicted model, not a curated record. Gene Ontology annotation, biological process: cortical actin cytoskeleton organization; actin filament network formation. Gene Ontology annotation, cellular component: cytoskeleton; cytoplasm. Lineage: Eukaryota; Metazoa; Platyhelminthes; Trematoda; Opisthorchiida; Opisthorchiidae. The transcript is spliced from 26 exons.